This is a messenger RNA of Batrachochytrium dendrobatidis JAM81, 1515 nucleotides long. RefSeq lists its product as uncharacterized. Gene Ontology annotation, molecular function: cyclin-dependent protein serine/threonine kinase regulator activity. NCBI's taxonomy places the organism in Eukaryota, Fungi, Chytridiomycota, Chytridiomycetes, Rhizophydiales. Gene Ontology annotation, biological process: mitotic cell cycle phase transition; regulation of cyclin-dependent protein serine/threonine kinase activity. Bases 34 to 1143 code for a protein of 369 amino acids. Gene Ontology annotation, cellular component: cyclin-dependent protein kinase holoenzyme complex; cytoplasm; nucleus. The transcript is spliced from 2 exons. The record is from RefSeq and is a predicted model, not a curated record.
GAUUUGGAUGAGAUUGAUGGAGAUGAUCCAACAAUGCUCUCUGAAUAUGUUCAAGAAAUCUUUGAGUACAUGCAUACUCUCGAGAACCAAACCAUGGCCAAUCCCAACUACAUGGAGCAGCAAAACGAACUGCAAUGGAAAAUGCGUAGCAUUCUUGUAGAUUGGUUAAUUGAAGUACACAACAAAUUCCGUUUGCUUGCAGAGACCUUGUUUUUGGCCGUCAAUAUUGUUGAUCGCUUUCUAUCUUUGCGUGUUGUUUCAUUAGUGAAACUUCAGCUUGUUGGUGUUACUGCCAUGUUCAUUGCAGCAAAGUAUGAAGAAGUUGUUUCACCUUCUAUUCAAAGCUUUCUUUAUAUGGCUGACGGUGGAUAUACCGAUGACGAAAUUCUUCGCGCUGAACGAUAUGUGCUACAGGUGUUAGACUUUGCUUUGCAAUACCCUACUCCAAUGAGCUUUCUUCGACGCUGUUCCAAGGCCGAUGGAUAUGAUAUCCAGACUCGCACUCUUGCCAAAUAUCUUAUGGAAGUGUCACUUGUGGAUCAUCGUUUUAUCAGUAUUCCUCCUAGUCAAAUUGCUGCUUCUGGUCUUUAUUUGGCUCGUCGCAUGCUUGAUCGUAGUCCAUGGAACCCCAAUCUUAUCCACUAUUCAUCCUACAAAGAGGAAGAGCUACAAGAGUGUUCUGAGUUGGUUUUGGACUAUCUUUCCAAACCAGUAAAAUACGAGGCGCUGUACAAAAAGUACUCGGCCAGGAAAUUUUUGAAAGUAGCUAUUUUUGUUGAGGACUGGAUUGCCAAACAAAAGGACAAGAGUCUGUUUUGCCAACCAAGCGAUCGUUCUGAUGUUGAACGAUCUUCUGGCAUGACUGCUCCCCAGUCGUGUUCAUCGGCUGUUCCAACUGCAAUCUCAAAUGUAAGUGUCAAGUCCCAUUCCACUACGCAACAAGAGUCGGAAAACAAUGAUCCUUGUGAAAAUGCGCCCAAGCAGACAGUUAGAUGCAAGGCUCAAAAAGAAAAGGACACAAAAGUUUGCCCUACACAAGGCUUGGAGGGGCGAGAGGAGAGUGUGUAUGACGAGAAGCAGCAGGAAGAUAGUGAUGCAGAUGACGGUCGUCCCUCGUCUCAAAGCUCAGAAACUGACGCAUAGUUUAGGAAGCUUGGAUGAUUUUUCUGAUUUUACCGUAGUAGUCUGCUUUGCUUUUUUAAUUUUUCCAAUAGUGUGCUAUUGUUUUCUACAACACGUUUAUGCUUUCUAUGCGGCUAGUUAUUUUAUCUUUUUACCGGUUUAUCCAUAUUCCCUAUGCACAGAGUUAUGUUGUCAUCUCGUACACGGUUUACCACUAGUCAUUCAAUAGAGUUGUCGAGUUUUACCCUGCUGCUUUACAUCCUUUGCCGCUUUAACUUUGGUGUGGCUUUUUUAUUCCCUAGUUUUAUUGUUUUUACCUCUUUAUUUUUUGGUGUGCAUAAAGUUAGUUGACUGCUGUGGGCAUUUGUGUAGAAUACAGACUCUUUUGCAAGC